Messenger RNA from Talaromyces rugulosus, 4719 nucleotides. RefSeq lists its product as uncharacterized. NCBI's taxonomy places the organism in Eukaryota, Fungi, Ascomycota, Eurotiomycetes, Eurotiales, Trichocomaceae. Gene Ontology annotation, biological process: chorismate biosynthetic process; aromatic amino acid biosynthetic process. The transcript has 2 exons. Bases 1 to 4719 code for a protein of 1572 amino acids. The record is from RefSeq and is a predicted model, not a curated record. Gene Ontology annotation, molecular function: shikimate 3-dehydrogenase (NADP+) activity; shikimate kinase activity; 3-dehydroquinate dehydratase activity. Gene Ontology annotation, cellular component: cytoplasm.
AUGGCUGAGCCAACUAAGAUCCCGAUCCUCGGCCGCGAGAGCAUCAUCGCGGACUAUGGGAUCUGGGGCAACUAUAUCGUACAGGAUCUUCUUUUGAAUCUACCAUCGAGCACGUAUUUGCUUGUCACCGAUACCAAUCUCGGGCCAAUCUACAAUGAGUCCUUCGCAAAAGCUUUUGGCGCCGCCGCCAACGCCGUAUCCCCAACCCCGCGUCUCCUAGUUAAAGAAAUUCCUCCGGGCGAGAGCUCCAAGUCCCGCCAAGGAAAGGCCGAUAUUGAGGACUGGAUGCUUCAAAACCUUUGUGGACGGGAUACUGUGAUCAUCGCUCUGGGCGGAGGUGUCAUUGGCGAUCUCCUGGGUUUCGUUGCUGCCACCUACAUGCGGGGUGUCAAAUUCGUCCAGGUCCCAACAACACUGCUGGCAAUGGUUGACUCGUCCAUUGGAGGCAAGACUGCCAUUGAUACACCAUUGGGAAAGAAUUUGGUCGGAGCAAUCUGGCAGCCCACCCGGAUCUACAUCGACCUCAAUUUUCUGAACACUCUUCCCGAGAGAGAAUUUAUCAACGGCAUGGCAGAGGUCAUUAAAACCGCAGCGAUCUCGGACGAGAAAGAAUUCGCCUCUCUAGAGAAUGAUGCCGAGGGAAUUCUGGCAGCUGCUCGUAGCAAACCCAGAGCCGGGCGAUUCGAUGAAGUCAAAACUGUUUUGAAGCAGCACAUUGUUGCGUCUGCGCGACACAAGGCAUACGUCGUGACCGCAGAUGAACGUGAGGGUGGCCUCCGAAAUCUUCUUAACCUGGGCCACUCGAUUGGUCACGCGAUCGAAGCAAUCUUGACUCCUCAGGUCCUUCACGGUGAAUGUGUCGCUAUUGGUAUGGUCAAGGAAUUAGAACUUUCAAGAUACUUGGGUAUUUUGAAGGGCGUUGCCGUAUCCCGGAUGGUAAAAUGCCUCUCCAGCUACGGGUUGCCAACGUCGUUGAAAGAUCAGCGCGUGAGGAAACUCACAGCUGGCAAGUACUGCUCUCUUGACCAGAUCAUGGCAAACAUGGCUCUGGAUAAGAAGAACGACGGUCCCAAGAAAAAGAUUGUCCUUCUCUCGGCCAUUGGACAGACUUAUGAGCCCAAAGCCAGUGUCGUCGCAAACGAAGACAUCAGGGCGGUCCUAGCCCCUAGCAUUGAGGUUGUGCCAGGUGUUCCCAAGUCACUCAACGUCGUGUGUGCUCCUCCGGGCUCCAAGAGUAUUUCCAACAGAGCGCUCGUCAUGGCGGCUCUUGGAUCCGGAACAGUUCGAGUCAAAAACUUGCUGCACUCUGACGACACUGAAGUCAUGCUCAACGCCUUGGAACGACUGGGCGCUGCAACUUUUGCCUGGGAAGACGAGGGAGAAGUGCUGGUAGUGAAUGGCAAUGGAGGCAAGUUGCAAGCAACCCCUACCCAGCUUUACUUGGGAAAUGCCGGCACCGCAUCAAGAUUCCUUACCACUGUUGCAACCCUCGCAAACAAGGGGUCUGUGGACCACAACAUUCUUACUGGCAACAACCGUAUGAAGCAGCGGCCCAUUGGUGAUUUGGUUGACGCACUCACUGUCAAUGGUGCUGGAAUCGAAUACGUCGAAAAGACUGGCAGUCUACCUCUGAAGAUCGCUGCUUCAGGUGGAUUCAAGGGCGGCAGCAUCAACCUUGCUGCCAAAGUUUCGUCUCAAUAUGUGUCUUCGCUCUUGAUGUGUGCACCUUAUGCAAAGGAGCCAGUGACUUUGAAAUUGGUUGGAGGCAAACCCAUCUCCCAACCAUACAUUGACAUGACAACGGCCAUGAUGCGCUCCUUUGGCAUCAAUGUUGAGAAAUCUACAACUGAAGAGCACACCUACCAUAUUCCACAGGGAGCGUAUGUCAACCCUGCCGAGUAUGUCGUAGAGAGUGAUGCUAGCUCUGCUACUUACCCUCUUUCAAUUGCUGCUAUUACCGGUACCACGUGCACCGUCCCCAAUAUUGGGUCUGCAAGUUUGCAGGGCGACGCACGCUUCGCAGUCGAAGUCUUGCGGCCUAUGGGCUGCACGGUUGAACAAUCUGCCACUUCUACAACCGUUACCGGUCCAGCAGAUGGUGUCCUGCGUCCUCUCCCCAAUGUCGAUAUGGAGCCAAUGACAGAUGCGUUCUUGGGUGCGUCUGUUCUUGCUGCAGUUGCUCAAGGAGAAGGAUCAAACCACACCACUCGCAUCUAUGGAAUCGCCAACCAGCGUGUCAAGGAGUGCAACCGUAUCGAGGCAAUGAGAGUGGAAUUAGCCAAGUUCGGCGUGGUCUGCCGUGAGCACGAAGAUGGUCUCGAGAUUGACGGUAUCGAUCGGUCGGCUCUCCGACAUCCUUCUGGCGGUGUCUUUUGCUACGAUGACCACCGUGUCGCAUUCAGCUUCAGUGUUUUGUCUCUUGUGACUCCAGAGCCCACCCUCAUUCUUGAGAAGGAAUGUGUAGGCAAGACAUGGCCAACGUACUGGGAUGCACUAAAACAGAAAUUCGGCGUGCAGCUUAGUGGGAAAGAACUCGAGGAGACUGGACUCGUCGAACAGGCUCGUGCUGAUCGGUCCUCUGCGUCCAUUGUCAUCAUCGGUAUGCGUGGGGCUGGAAAGACUACGAGCGGUCGCUGGGUUGCGAAGGCACUUAAACGCCCCUUUGUGGACCUUGAUAUCGAGUUGGAAAAGAACGAAGGCAAAACAAUUCCGGAAAUCAUCAAGGAACGUGGCUGGCAGGGCUUCCGUGAGGCCGAGUUGACCUUGUUCAAGCGUGCUCUUACUGAACGCCCUACUGGUUACGUUUUUGCUUGCGGUGGAGGAAUCGUCGAGUCUGCAGAGGCAAGAAAGAUUCUUAUCGACUACCACAAGGUCAAGGGACAUGUGCUCCUCGUCAUGCGGGAUAUCAAGAAGGUCAUGGAGUUCCUCAACAUCGACAAGUCGCGGCCUGCUUAUAUUGAAGACAUGAUGAGCGUCUGGCUUCGCCGGAAGCCUUGGUUCCAGGAGUGCAGUAAUGUACAGUACUACAGCCAGCACAAUAAAUCGAGCGAAAUGACCCUGGCCUCGGAAGACUUUAGCCGAUUCCUUCAUUUUGUCACUGGAAGGGUCAACCCUCUAGCUGCCAUUAGGAAGAGAGAUCUUUCUUUCUUUGUGUCGCUGACGCUCCCUGAUUUACGCACCACUGGUGAUCUGUUGCGCCGUGUUUCUUCUGGAUCAGACGCAGUUGAAUUGCGUGUUGAUUUGUUAGAGGAUCCUGCGUCAAGCAAUGAAAUACCUACGCCCGAGUACGUUGCCGAACAAAUUUCCUUCUAUCGCACCCAGGUAUCCCUCCCUAUUGUAUUUACGAUACGCACGAAGAGCCAGGGAGGAAGGUUCCCCGAUGAUGCUCAUGAGGCUGCAUAUGAGUUGAUCAAACUUGCGAUCCGUACCGGCUGCGAAUUUGUGGAUGUUGAAGUCACCUUCCCUGAAGAGUUGGUGCGCAACGUUACAGAGAUCAAGGGCCAUACGAAGAUUAUUGCGUCUCAUCACGAUCCGCAAGGCAAACUUAACUGGACCAAUGGAUCGUGGAUCCAGUUCUACAACAAGGCUCUACAAUUCGGUGAUAUCAUUAAACUGGUAGGCGUUGCAAGCGGAUUGAAUGACAAUACUGCAUUGAAGGAGUUUAAAGACUGGGCAGAAAAGGCCCACGACGUGCCUGUCAUUGCUAUCAACAUGGGUGACAAGGGCCAGCUGAGCCGCAUUCUCAACCGCUUCAUGACCCCAGUGUCUCAUCCCGACCUCCCCUUCAAAGCAGCACCUGGACAACUGUCGGCCACGGAGAUUCGCCGGGGACUUGCGCUCAUGGGUGAAAUCCAGCCCAAGAAGUUUGCGCUUUUCGGCAAACCAAUCGCUGCGUCGCGCUCACCUGCUCUGCACAACACGCUUUUCCAAAUCGCGGGAUUGCCUCAUGAGUACACGCGGGUCGAAACGGACAAGGCCCAAGACGUCAAGGAUUUUAUCCGGUCGCCCGAUUUCGGAGGCGCCUCUGUCACGAUUCCUCUGAAGCUGGACAUCAUCCCGCUGAUUGACGAAGUGCUGAAUGAGGCAGAAGUCAUUGGUGCAGUCAACACCAUCGUUCCUGUCAAGGGCGCCGAUGGCUCCACGCGUCUCGUUGGCCGCAACACAGAUUGGCAGGGGAUGAUGCACUGCCUGCGCGAGGCCGGCGCAUAUAGCGGAGAUGACGGUAAUUCCAGUGCUCUGGUUGUCGGAGGCGGUGGCACCGCACGCGCGGCCAUCUACGCCCUGCACAACAUGGGCUUCUCCCCGGUGUACUUGUUGGGACGAUCACCAGAGAAAAUCCAAAACAUGGCGUCGACUUUCCCCACUGGGUUUGACAUCCGCAUCGUCUCGGACGCCGCAGACCUCGAGACUGUCCCCACCGUCAUGAUUGGAACGAUUCCGGGGGACAAGCCAAUUGAAAGCGGCAUGCGCGAAGUACUCUGCACCCUACUCGAGCGCGGCCAGCAAGCCAACCAAGAGGCAAAAAAGCGAGUGCUGCUCGAGAUGGCUUACAAGCCCUCGGUGACUCCGUUGAUGCAGCUCGCCUCUGACGCGGGCUGGGUGACGAUUGCUGGGUUGGAGGCGCUGGUUGGCCAGGGAUUCUACCAAUUCCAGUACUGGACUGGGAUCUCACCUGUGUAUGAGGAUGCCCGUAAUGCUGUUCUCGGCCCGGCGGAAUAG